Molecule: messenger RNA, 1652 nt
Organism: Orbicella faveolata
Lineage: Eukaryota; Metazoa; Cnidaria; Anthozoa; Scleractinia; Merulinidae
Product: alpha-1,6-mannosylglycoprotein 6-beta-N-acetylglucosaminyltransferase A-like
Biological process (GO): protein N-linked glycosylation
Cellular component (GO): Golgi apparatus
Molecular function (GO): alpha-1,6-mannosylglycoprotein 6-beta-N-acetylglucosaminyltransferase activity
Source: RefSeq, a predicted model, not a curated record
GAGUGGAUUUGUAUAUGUUAGAUCACACGUCUCAAAGAAUAAACAAGACCCGGCUAGUUUGGGCAACAAAGGCUAUUUGGAAUAAAUUUGCAAACAGUCGUUAAAUACUGUACUUCGCAGAUAUCGAUGAACUGGUAAUAUAGACUGCAAGCAUGAGAGGACAAGGAAAACUUGGCACGUUGGCAAUUUGGAUAAUUGCGAUGUAUCUUGUAGUUCAAUGCUGGAUUUUUUUCUAUAAUCUCGACAGCGCUUCCACGACAGAAUUGUGGAGUUUUGAAACAAAAGAAACAGCUAACGAACUGGGUGUAUCGCUACACGAGAGACUGUUCCACGCUCCGCGGGUAAAAAACUGUACCAUUCCUGGCGACUGGUUAUAUCCACUAUGUAAAUACAAGGUCGAGUGGAUGAGGCUCAUGUGGUCUUCUGACCGAAAAUGUUACGUGGACCGUCAUGGAAUUGAUCCCAGAGACGACUGUAGCUUGCUCAUAUUCUUUAGUGAGGUGGAAAAGUGGUGUCCUUUGUUACCAUGGAGAAGACAUCUUUACUCAUCUGUCAAUGCACAGCACUCGACAGAACUGGCAAUUGUGAGAGAAGACCUUAGCGAGUUGUUCAAAAAAAUGAACCACAGCAAAUACCAGUGGAUGAGAGAUCGUAUUACAAGACUUUGGCCAGACUGGAAGCUAGCAGCAAAGCAACUUGAAACAGAAAAAUCAGCUUUUAGGAAUCGUCGAGUUAAAAACAUACUUUUUUACAUGGGAGCGUUUGCUUAUCACGAACAUUGGUUGGAGAGAGCUUACUCCGGCUUGCCGCUGGGAGAGAUGGUUCAAUGGAGCGAUCUGAUCGCUUCUUCUUACAUCCUUGGACAUAAUAUCACUUUAUCUUCCGAGCAAGAAUUCAUCAACAGAACGUUAGUCGAAACACCCGACAACACCUGUGCAAGGCGAACGGAACGAAAACCUUUUGAUCUCCUUUAUACUGACUACCUCGGCACCUUCGAUCUUCAGGUUGACCUGGGUCCCAUGUUGUCACAAUACAGAUGUAGUUUACGGAUUUUGGACUCAUUCGGUACAGAGGCUGAAUUUAAUUACGCCGAGUACCCAUCAGAAGGGGCCGAUUUUGGAAACCUUGAUAUUCAACUGCGACAGAUGCUAACCAUGUUCCCUCACAGCCCUGACAAUCUCUUCCUUGGAUUUGCUAUCGACAAGGUAGUUGCCAUGGAAACGAGCCAAGGAGCCUCGCUUAACGAUACAAAGAAACCAGCCGAUAAACCAAUCGGUUUGUUGUACGCCAAAGAUGCUUUGUUUUUAUUUGAUAGAAGAAACUACAUCGAUACUCUUAGCAAAUACUUGGAGAUACACGGCACCAUUGGAAAUGAAACAGAAGAACAACAGAAAGACGUCCAAGAUCAUGUGCCGGAUUACGUCAUUAAUCAUGGAGUAAUGAAGGCAGGCGAUCUUCAGCAACUGCUGAGAAGAAGCAAGAUAUUUAUUGGCCUUGGAGAGCCCUAUGAAGGGCCGGCACCACUCGAAGCUAUUUCCCAAGGAUGUGUUUUUAUUAAUCCCAAGUUAGAUCCUCCGCUUAGUCGAAAAAACUCAGGCUUUUUCGAAGGAAAGCCAACUUAUCGGAAGGUUGGUACUUUCAUCUUUACAUAA